Thrips palmi is the source of this 564-nucleotide messenger RNA. Its product is annotated as epidermal retinol dehydrogenase 2-like. Gene Ontology annotation, molecular function: oxidoreductase activity, acting on the CH-OH group of donors, NAD or NADP as acceptor. The transcript has 4 exons. The annotation marks the transcript as partial. The record is from RefSeq and is a predicted model, not a curated record. Lineage: Eukaryota; Metazoa; Arthropoda; Insecta; Thysanoptera; Thripidae.
GCCGCCGCCCUGGCCGUCGCCUCGCUGGCCCUGUGGAGCUGGCCUCGGGGGUCCCACAACCUCCAAGGCAAAGUUGUGCUGCUGACGGGCGCGGGGGGAGGCCUGGGCCGCCUGCUGGCACUGCACCUAGCACGUCGGGGGUGCGUGCUGGCCUGCGCCGACGUCGCGGCCGAGCCCAACGAGGAGACCGUCGCCCUCGUGCACCAGCAGCAGCAGCACAAGCAAGCCGCCAGGGCGUACACCGCGGACCUCACGGAGAGGGCGGACAUCUACGGCCUCGUCCAGAAAGUCCUCGAGGACUUCGGACACAUCGACAUCCUGCUCAGCAACGCGGGGGUGAUCCAGGGCGGCGCGCUGUGGGAGUUGAGCGACGCCCAGCUGGACCUGGUGCUGGACGUCAACCUGCGCGCCACCAUGCUGCUCGUCAAGGCCGUGCUGCCGCACAUGAGGGCGCGCGCCGAGGGCCACGUGGUGGCCGUCAGCUCCUCCACGGCCCUGGUGCCGGGCCGCGGCAUCGUCGCGUACGCCGCCAGCAAGGCGGGGCUCAGCCGUGCUGCAAUGUAG